GCUAUACUGUUGCGAAUGGCAGUCGAUUUACCACUGCGCUUUUAUCAGGUUUAGUGACGUCUAUUUGUGGAAGGUGCGCUUCAACUUGGAUUUAAUGAUCCGUUGCUUAUAAAAAUUUGACGGUAAUACGAUUGUCUUAAGAAUGGCUGACAGCGAACAGAAAGCGAUGCAGUUAGUAGCCGAAGCUGAAAAGAAGUUAUCAUCCAAAGGUUUCUUUGGUUCUUUAUUUGGAGGUUCCUCCAGAGUAGAAGAAGCGGUAGAAUGUUAUCAGCGUGCUGCAAAUAUGUUCAAAAUGGCCAAGAAAUGGAGUGCUGCAGGAAGUGCAUUUUACGAAGCUGCGGACUUACACGCCAAAGCUGGCAGUCGUCAUGAUGCUGCUAAUUGUUAUGUCGAUGCUUCUAACUGCUUUAAGAAAUCUGAUGUCAAUGAGGCUAUAAGUUGUUUGCUAAAAGCUAUUGAGAUUUAUACCGAUAUGGGUCGGUUUACAAUGGCAGCGAAGCAUCAUCAAAGUAUAGCGGAAAUGUACGAGAGCGAGGCUGUUGAUUUAGAACGCGCUGUUCAUCAUUAUGAACAAGCAGCAGAUUACUUUCGUGGCGAGGAAAGUAAUUCCUCUGCAAAUAAAUGUUUGUUGAAAGUUGCACAAUAUGCUGCUCAGCUAGAAAAUUAUGAGAAGGCAAUUCAAAUAUAUGAACAGGUUGCUUCUUCGUCAUUAGAAAGUUCAUUACUAAAGUACAGCGCAAAAGAAUACUUUUUUCGAGCCGCGUUAUGCCAUUUAUGCGUUGAUGUAUUAAAUGCACAACAUGCGAUUGAACGUUAUCAUGAGCAAUAUCCAGCAUUCCAAGAUUCUAGAGAGUAUAAAUUAAUUAAGACAUUGAUAGAACAUCUCGAGGAACAACAUCUAGAAGGCUUCACAGAAGCAGUGAAAGAAUAUGAUUCAAUCUCACGAUUGGAUCAAUGGUAUACUACAAUAUUAUUACGCAUAAAAAAGCAAGUCAAUGAUAACCCUGAUUUACGCUGAUCAGCUAUUGUUCAUCUACAUUAUAUUAUGUCAAUGAUAUUAAUGCUCCAAAUCUACAUGUAUUCUUUCCUAAACUAUACCCUGCUUUCAGUGGUAUUCAUCAAGUAGAUUCGUUUUUAUACCCGAAUAUCAUAUUAUUCCCUUGCGAUUCUAGCUAACAUAAUAAGUUUGCUGUAUAACCCAAUACUUAAAAAGCAUCAUUAUAGAAACACGGAAAGUUAGAAUGCUUCAAAUUCUAUAUCGAUCUUUACAGGCUAUUUUCCAUAUUCAUAUAUAAUACAUGCAGUUAUAGCAUUGCCUUAUAUGUAGGCAUAGUAUAAUGUUAUAAAUAUUGAGAACAGAAUAAGAGUUUGGUAAGGUACAGCUUCUAAAAUAAGAUUCACACACUUGUGCUAAUAUAGUUAAAAUAGUUGGCACUUGUUUCCAGCAUGAAAACUUUUUGUCUGAAUAGUACAAACCCAGAUAUUCCAGUUUUUUGUAAAUUGAUUACCACACAAUAAUUUCAAUAUUAAAAAUUAGAGAAAUGAAAUUUCAUUGUUAACGAAUUUUAGAAUAUAUGCUCGGUCACGAUUAUAUUUUUUGAUAUAUAAGCAGAGAAUGUUAUAAUUUAAUUAUAUUAUUUAUUAAAUAUUAGCACUUAUAUUAAAUAUAUAUCUUGUAAUAUAAUUUAUAUCUUGUAUUCGCGUAGUGGAAUAAUGAAUGAAGUCAAAUUUUUGUCAGUCGUUGUCCUUACACUGCCAGUGUUUUAAAAUAGGAGACAUGAUACAUAUAUAUGUUUAUUCAUUGUUCCACCGAUGUUAGUGUAUAUUUUGUUGAUAUCCUUAUUUUUUUUUUUUAAUUAUUUAAUAAUUAUAAAACUAAGUUACUCGAUCUUUUUUUUGUAAAAUGUAAUUUAAUUGUUAUUAAUAAUGAGAAAGAAAAAAUAGAAGUAAACAUUAGUUACUGACAAACAAAGGAAAAAUCCUUUUAAAAAUUCAUUCAAUAUAUAUAUAUAUACAUACAUAUAUAUAUAUAUAUAUAUAUGUAUGUAUGUAUGUAUGUAUGUAUGUAUGUAUAUUAAUUUCUCAGUUUCUCUCUUUCACAUAUAUACUUCUUCCUUCUUUUAUUAUUUUAUACGUAUUAAUCGAACGUAUUUUUAUCCGAGUCGGAGACCAUAACUUUAUAACUCUGUUUUAUUUCAUUCCAAAAUAUAUAAAUAACUCUAUAUCCAUAUAAAAGAAGAGAGUAAAAAAUUUGUAUAAAAAAUAAUAUAUCGUUACAGUGGAAGAUAUGAUGCAAUAUUACACUGUAGGUAAUUUCAAGAAUUUUGCGUAAAUUAAUUGGAGAUUUGUGCUAAAUCACAGGACUAUAUAUCAACGUAGAAAAUUAAAAACAAUGACUAUGUUUUAUACAGAUGGGCCAGAUAAUACUUAGAAAAGUAUAAGGACUCCAAAGCGCAGCUUUUUAACUUUUUAAAUGGCCUAAAAUGAAAAACAAAGAAGAAAAAAAAUUUUCAUGAAAAUUUAAAAACCAAACAAUACUUUUAAUUGUCAGGAACAGAAAGUAGUUGCGUCUUUUCUUUUUUUAUCGUUCUUUUUUAGUCAGACUAGUUAUAUUAAUUUAAAUAUUAAUUUAUCUGUACAAAACAAGAUGUACUAUUCUGAUUAUUUUGAGGAUGUUAAAUAAAGAUAUAUCUGUAUAAAAGCGAUUAACAAAUCUCCAUAAACUAAUAAAUCAACAUUACAAAUAAA
Molecule: messenger RNA, 2748 nt
Organism: Vespula vulgaris
Lineage: Eukaryota; Metazoa; Arthropoda; Insecta; Hymenoptera; Vespidae
Gene: alphaSnap
Product: alpha-soluble NSF attachment protein
Exons: 5
Coding region: 143-1018 (291 amino acids)
Biological process (GO): SNARE complex disassembly; intracellular protein transport
Cellular component (GO): vacuolar membrane; SNARE complex
Molecular function (GO): soluble NSF attachment protein activity; syntaxin binding
Source: RefSeq, a predicted model, not a curated record